Enhydra lutris kenyoni (northern sea otter) is the source of this 1890-nucleotide messenger RNA. RefSeq names its product gamma-butyrobetaine hydroxylase 1. The transcript has 8 exons. Bases 397 to 1560 code for a protein of 387 amino acids. Gene Ontology annotation, biological process: carnitine biosynthetic process. Gene Ontology annotation, molecular function: gamma-butyrobetaine dioxygenase activity; iron ion binding. Gene Ontology annotation, cellular component: mitochondrion. Lineage: Eukaryota; Metazoa; Chordata; Mammalia; Carnivora; Mustelidae. The record is from RefSeq and is a predicted model, not a curated record.
GCAAACCUCAGCUGUGUCUGGGGGCAGGGCUUCCGUGGAGCUGCCAGGAGCAGAAAGAAAGGCUCCCAAGUAAUAGUGCUACAUCACAUGUCAGAUGUAGGGAAACUGCGGGCAGAUCAACUGGGGUGUGCUGGUUACCAGAAGGAUCCCUCCCCAAAGGACGUGAGGAUCAAAGCUGCUGUCCUUGCAUAUGAAACACUCUCACCAGAACAAAGGUCCCAGCGCUGAUAGGCAAACCUCAAGCUUGGGCAGCUGAGCCAAGAACAGGAGCCAGAGUCCACCUGCAUUGUUCACAUGCUUAGAAGUCAAGUGCAGGCUUGAUCUGCGUCAGAUUCCUUUUGCCCAGGAUCUGUCAUAGCAGGUAGCUGACGAGAUUUCCCUGCAAGGACCAGCAACAUGCACUGUGCCAUCCAAAAGGCAGCCGUGCUGGACGGGGCUCAUUUGAUGCAGGUCUUCUGGCAGGACAGCACGGAGUCUCUCUAUCCAGCUGUAUGGCUGCGAGACAAUUGCCAGUGCCCCGACUGCUACCUGGAUUCUGCAAAAGCGCGGAAGCUCCUCAUCGAAGCUCUUGAUGUGAACAUCGGGAUUCAAGGCUUGACGUUUGACAGGAAAAAGGUUUGUAUCACGUGGCCAAAUGAGCAUUACAGUGAAUUUGAAGCUGACUGGCUGAAGAAAAGAUGCUUUUCACAGCAGGCCAGAGAAAAACUCCAAAGAGAAUUAUUUUUGCCAGAAUGUCAGUACUGGGGCGCCGAGCUCCAGCUACCCACACUGGAUUUUGAAGAUGUUUUAAAAAAUGAUGAACAUGCCUACAAGUGGCUCUCUGCCCUCAAGAAAGUAGGCAUAGUACGACUCACGGGAGCAUCUGACAAACGAGGACAAGUUUUAAAACUUGGGAAAAGGAUCGGUUUCCUUUAUCUCACAUUUUAUGGACAUACUUGGCAAGUGCAAGACAAAAUUGACGCAAACAAUGUGGCUUACACAACUGGGAAGCUAAGCUUUCACACUGAUUAUCCAGCCCUCCAUCAUCCACCUGGGGUUCAGUUUCUGCACUGCAUAAAGCAAACAGUCACUGGGGGUGAUUCAGAAAUCGUAGAUGGGUUUAACGUUUGCCGAAAACUCAGGGAAAAAAAUCCUCGAGCAUUCCAGAUUUUGUCCUCCACUUUUGUGGACUUUACAGACAUUGGAGUGGAUUACUGUGAUUUCUCUGUGCAAUCCAAACACAAAAUUAUAGAAUUAGAUGAUAAAGGCCAAGUGGUUCGCAUCAACUUCAAUAAUGCAACCAGAGACACGGUAUUUGAUGCACCCGUUGAAAGAGUUCAGCCUUUCUAUGCUGCUCUGAAGGAGUUUGUUGACCUCAUGAACUGUAAAGAAUCCAAGUUUACUUUCAAGAUGAAUCCAGGUGAUGUGAUUACUUUUGAUAACUGGCGUUUACUUCAUGGCCGACGUAGCUACGAAGCGGGAACUGAGAUAUCCCGCCAUCUAGAAGGUGCUUACGCCGACUGGGAUGUGGUCAUGUCAAGGCUUCGUAUCUUAAGGCAGAGUAUCCAGAAUAGAAACUGAAUCUCCUGUCUGUAAUUUCAGUAAGAUUCCAACUAUAAGACAUGGCAAGGUUGUCUUCACAGACCAUGAUCCAUGUCAUUUCUAUAUUAAUUUCUUUCACAUUGAACAUAACACCUUUCUUGGAUGGGUUUUCUUUUCUUUGUAAUCAUAUAUAAUGCCAACUUUUUAGAUGUUUUAGCAGUGUUCUUUCUAUAUACAAAGCAUUUCUUCUGCUCUAUUGCAUGUAUGAUCUAAUUUCUUUUGCCUAUAUAUGAGUCUCCAGAAUGCCUACAAAUAGUUGUAUCAAAUAAAACUUUUUCAAAUAAACUCUUUUUUAAAAAAGAUUUUGUU